Acanthamoeba castellanii str. Neff is the source of this 1311-nucleotide messenger RNA. Its product is annotated as Ubiquitinconjugating enzyme subfamily protein. The transcript is spliced from 9 exons. The record is from RefSeq and is a predicted model, not a curated record. Lineage: Eukaryota; Discosea; Longamoebia; Acanthamoebidae. The coding region runs from base 1 to 1311 and encodes 436 amino acids.
AUGCAGAAGGACACGCGAACGACUGCGCACGGCAGGAUUCAGAAGGAUCUGCGUGAAGUAAAUGACAAGCUAAAUCCUGAUAGUCCUCCGAUUUUUGCUCUGCCUGUUGGCGAUUCGCUGGACCAUGUUGAUGCGCUCAUCAUGGGACCGCCCGAGACGCCGUACUCGUUCGGCUUCUUUAGAUUUGACAUGCAGUUCCCUUCCACCUACCCCAACACGCCGCCCAAGGUCCUCAUGUACGAGCUGCACCUGCUCUACGCAGCCAUCUUUGCGCGCACUCAUCCCUUUCACAGGAGCUAUGGCCUCACCACCUUCAUCCGCGCAGUGUGCCUUAGCAUCCUGGGCACCUGGUCAGGCGAGUCCGAGGACGAGUGGCGGUCCUCGUACUCCAUCAACUACGUACUGAGCGCCAUCCAGAGCCUGAUCAUGACGGCCAAGCCUUAUCACAACGAACCUGGCUACGAAGAGGGAGGAGAGCAUGACAACCCUGAGGAGAUCAACGCUUACUCGGACAAGAUCACCCACGAGGUGAUGCGAAUUGCCGUCUGCGGCAUGGUGGAGGACGCCAUCCUCGGCAGGAACGAACCCUGGAAUGAGCUGAUCAAGCACCAGUUCCUGCUUUGGUUCGACAACUACCUCAGCACCGCAGAGCGGGAGCUUGCUCGAGGGCUCGAGGGCCAAGAGUUCCGCCCUAUGCCCUUUGAGUUUGACGGCAACACCGCUGCGGGCAAGUACAACUACACCAACAUCAUCGCGCGGCUCAAGGAUCUCAAAUCCAGGAUCGAUCGAGAGACCGAGGAAUGGAAGGAAAAGGGCAAAGUCUUCACCAAGAAGGAGACUGGCUGGAAGUACUAUCAGCUCAUGGAAGAGGCCGAGAAGUUCAAAUCGGGCAAGGUGACGCUCGAGGGCGUGAGCGCUGCACCCGUGGAAGAUGACAACCUCUACCACUGGCAGGCCUCCAUCUUCGGUCCCGACGGCUCUCCAUGGGAAGGCGGCUUCUACAACGUGGACAUCAUCUUCAGCGAAGAUGAAGCCCCACCUCGCGUCCGCUUCAUCACUGAGAUGUUCCACCCUCAUGUGACGAGCGACGGCAUCCCGUUCUACCUGGUCGCACCGGCCAGACGAGGCCUGGUAGCGACCAUUCUCACGGCCAUCAUCAAGCUGCUCAAGGCCAAUCCCAACCCAAGCCCUGCCACGUGGGCCAACGUCCAAGCGGCCAAGAUGUACUUCUCCAACGACGAUGAGGUCAAGAAGGAGUACCGGAAGAAGGUCGCUCGCCUCGUCAGGAAGAGUGUCGAGGGUGACGAAUAA